Enterobius vermicularis (human pinworm) is the source of this 1641-nucleotide messenger RNA. Lineage: Eukaryota; Metazoa; Nematoda; Chromadorea; Rhabditida; Oxyuridae. The record is from the annotation of a GenBank genome assembly.
AUGUCUUUUUUUUUUGAGAAGAAAGUGGAAAGAACAGAAUGGAGGAAAAAGCAGCAAUUAUAUAUUGUGUUACAGGUUUGGGAUACAUGUGGAAGACCGUUGUUUAGCAGUGGUUCUCACGGUUAUCCGAUCACAAGUUUAGCCUGGAAUAGAGACGGAGAUUUGUUUGCUGUUGGUUCUUAUAAUUUACUACGGCUAUGCGAUAAAGCUGGUGUAAGUUUACACCUCAAAAAAGACAGACUCAAUUUAUUAAAGACUCAAAAAUGGUCUCAUUCUCUGGAUAAACUGUCGUCGCAAAGUGUUCUGAAUAUUAGUUGGUCACCAGAUGGUACUCAGCUGGUUUGUGCAUGUUCCAAUGGUCAUAUCGUGCAUGCACACAUCGUCGAAAGACGGGUUAUGUGGAGAAAUUUGGAAGCAACACAGACAAAAAGAAAAUUUAUUGAUGUCAAAGAUGUUGUUUCAGAAGUUGGGCAAGAAAAAUUGGAAACAAAAGAUCGAAUAAUCAAAAUUGCACUCGGAUACCACCAUUUAGUAGUUGCAACUACUAAACAGUGUUAUAUAUUCAGUUCUGAUAAUUGGAAUACCCCAAUUAUCAAUGAUUUAAAGGCCGGUAGCGUUACUUUGAUAACUCUCUGUGAGCAAUAUUUUCUUCUUGUCGACGACAAUAUAGUUCAGAUAUGGACAUAUGAAGGUCGAAUACAAUGUAUACUAAAAAUUCCAAACAACAUCCAGGGUGAUGUAUUAACUGAAGCGACAGCUGCCAUAUCUAAUGAAACAGUGGCAAUUCGAGACAGAAUUGAUCGUAGCUUAAUUCACUUUUAUGAAACUUUGACAGGAAAAAUUGCUGGUGAUGGAGAGCUGAAACAUCAGGUACAGUUUAUUGUAGCUAAAAGUACUACAGUAACAACUAUUAGAUUUAAUGACACAACCAACAUGUUGGCUGGUCUACAGGAAUAUCGCCUAAUUGUGUGGGGCUAUCCAGCUAUGGUUUUCAUUGAUCGUGAAAUGCUGUUAAAAACGAUUAUUGAGAAAGAAGUGGACAACCUAGGACGAUCUGCUAGUCUCGUUGCUUUUCUUGGCAACCACGUGUCUAUACGGCGUUCCGAUGCAGCACUGAUUCCUUGUUCGGUACCACCAUAUGCUGCAGGUCUUUGGCGAUAUGCGUCUGGAAUGAAAUGGAAUCGUGCUAUUAAAUUAUGUCGACGUAUACAGGAAGACUACUUAUGGGGUAUUUUGGCUGGUAUGGCUACGACAGCAAACAGUAUAGAUACUGCAGAGAUUGCUUAUGCAGCUUUGGACGAGGUUGAAAAAGUUUUGUUUAUUAGUAAAAUUCAUUCAACAGUUGACAGAAGUAUGAAGGCUUCAUUAACUGCGUUCUUCAACAACAACAUCAACGAUGCAGAAUCUAUGAUGAUUAGGUCGGGUCUUAUUUUGGAUGCAAUUAUGGUCAACAUUUCAAUGUUUCGUUGGAAACGUGCAUUAGAAUUGGCUGUUCAUUACAAGCAAUAUAUUGAUACUGUACUUGGAUAUCGACAACAAUAUUUGAAAGCAAUUAACCGAACUGAAACAGAUGCUGAAUUUAUUAAACAAUUAGCUGAGGUAUUAAAUUUUUUAUUGCAAACUAUUUCAGGAUUAUAUUAA